Molecule: messenger RNA, 1875 nt
Organism: Pochonia chlamydosporia 170
Lineage: Eukaryota; Fungi; Ascomycota; Sordariomycetes; Hypocreales; Clavicipitaceae
Product: chromatin assembly complex, subunit p90
Exons: 3
Coding region: 1-1875 (624 amino acids)
Biological process (GO): nucleosome assembly
Cellular component (GO): CAF-1 complex; nucleus
Source: RefSeq, a predicted model, not a curated record
AUGUCCCAUAAUGUACAGGAGAUGGGGCCAGUCGGUCGAAAGAGGAGCCACGAUGAGUUUGAAGCGGAUUUCGUGAAGAUUGAUGAUGCCCCUGAUGCGAAGACACCCAAGUCCAAGAUAAAUUCCAUUCGGCCGUCGGGUGACAGCUUGCUUCCUCCCCAAGUUCAAACCGAACUUCACUCAUCACCAGGCGGUUCACCAGCGCUUACCGAGGCCGGAAGCAGUACUCCUGCCCGGAAUUCACCUUCUCCUCUUACUCCGACCAAGACACCGUCAGGGCAGGAACCCAGCGACCAAACCAACUCAGACAAGAUGGCGGCUUCGGGCAAAGGUGCUGCGCCGAAACGAAAGCGUCUUACGGCUGGAGAAAAGGAAGCUAAGGAUAAGGAGCUAGCCGAGAAGAAAAAAGAGCGGGAAGAGCAGGCGGCUAAAAAGGCAGCAGACAAAGCCAAACAAGACGAGGAGAAGGCUGCUCGCGCCAAGGAGCGGGAAGAGAAACGGAAACAAAAAGAAGAAGAGGAUCGACUCAAAGCUGAACAACGUGACGAAAAGAAGCGGAAGAAGGAAGAAGAGCAACGCCGUAUCCAGGAAGAAAAAGACAGAAAGGCCCGGAGUCAGCCGAAACUUAAUGCGUUUUUCAAGAUGCCCGGCACGCCAAAGAAGUCUGCCAAUGAUGGUUUCUCCGCUGACGGCAGCCCUGCAAAAGCUGAAGACGGCGAGGGCUCUGUUAAGCAAGUUGAGACGGAGUAUGAAAGGCUGUUCAAACCAUUCUUCUUGCGAGAAAAUACCCGAUUGGCUGCCUCAGCGACACAGAUGGAUGACGAGACCAAGGCGGCUAAAUCCCGAAUUCUCGAUGGUUUUAUAACAUGCCAACGAUUGUCGGAAAAUCAGGAGAGCCAAGGAUUUGACCCAUUGGAGCUGCUCUGUCUUGCCAGGCGAGUGCCUAAACGCGGCCGCGUCCACCACCCCGUCAAGCAUAUCAUGGAAACAGCCUAUCGGGAGUCAGAGAACACAAAUGCGGCGGGCGGCGCUGGCGUCAACGACAUAUACCAGGAGGCACGGAAGAAGUUGGCAGAAAUUCCUCAAAAGGUGAUAGCCUUUUCUCAAGAUGUGAGGCCCCCGUACUAUGGCACAAUCACCUUGAAACCAUAUGCCCUGGGCCGUGACGCAAUGAAUAGCCUUGCCCGCAAACCCAUGGGGCGACGACUGCCACUGGAUUACGAUUAUGAUUCGGAAGCUGAGUGGCAGGAAGACGAGGGCGAAGACAUCGACAUGGAGGAUGAUGAGGAGGAGCUCGAUGAGGAAGACGAUAUGGAUGGAUUUUUGGACGACGCCGAUGAUGCCGGGCUCUCUAGACGCGUAUUUGGGAACACGAUGGAGCCUGAGUCUACCGGCGUCUGCUAUGAGAAUCACCACCGGCUUGGCCCGAAUAGAACCGUGUAUGAGCACAAGAUGGAAUUUAUUCAUGAAGGCUUGCAACAAACCUGGGGUAUUGAUCCAUUCUCUACUCAGUAUUGGGAACCAGAAGUGAAGAAGCAGCCGGCCAAGUCAGCGAAUUCGGCACCCGAGACUUGCAUUAAAAUGCCACCACCACCCGCACCAGCAAAUGCCUUUGCCGCUUUAGGGUCUGCCGCCACCAAUGCAUCAACAGCUGUGAAGCUGGUCAAGCCCGAGCUUCUGAACGAUUUCAAGCGAGCCAUACUCGAUAACAAGGCAUUAUCCAAGGUCGGUAUCAUCGACUUUAUCUUCCAUCAGUUCCGCGACAAUGUGUCACGCGCUGAAGUGAAGAAUACUCUAGAGCAUGUGGCUGAGAAGAAGGGCGCUGGUCGAUCGAAAGAAUGGGACCUCAAACCAGGCCACGAGAUUGCGCUGUGA